Messenger RNA from Didymodactylos carnosus, 2034 nucleotides. The record is from the annotation of a GenBank genome assembly. Lineage: Eukaryota; Metazoa; Rotifera; Eurotatoria; Philodinida; Philodinidae.
AUGUCGACAGGAGAAAAUUUGAGUGAAAAAGUAUUGCUUGAUUAUGAUACAGAGGAACAACAAUUUUUUGUUACAUCAUCGAACGAAAAAAAUGGAAUUGUUAUCUCAAAAUUUAUUCAGUGUUGCGUAAUCUUUAGUAUUCUAUUCGUUUUAGUUGCAUGUUUUUAUCUAAUUCUUUUUCAUGAACAAUUCAAGUCAAAAAAUUUAUCGUCUAUUUCUACAGUAAAAAAGAUUUCUAAUAAUGAGAAAAAAUUUGAUUCUCAUUGGUUUUCAUUUAUGGGCAGUGAAUCAUGUAUUCGUCUAGUGGAUAUUAAUAGAGACGGUCUCGAUGAUAUUAUUGUAGCUCUAACAGAUGUGACAGAAAUUUCAUCAAAAACUGAAUCGAAACAAAAUAAAACAACUUGUAAUUUUUAUCAUGUCGAUGAACCAUGCUCAGGAAUUAUUAUGGGAAUUCGUGGCUAUGAUCUUGUGACAUUAUGGACGAUAAAAGUAAAACAAUCAAUAUUUGAAAUACAAUGUGGACAAAUUGAUAUUAAUAAUGACACAUCAAUGGACUGUCUGGCAUCAGGUAGACAAGGCACACUAGUGGCAUUUGAUCCAUAUCAGGGUUUAAUAUUAUGGCAUAGUUCAAAAGAUUAUAUUCCAUCUUUAAAUCGAUUAUGGAAUAUUUAUAAUCCAAUUAUUUUAUCUGAUGUUGAUGGUGAUAACAUUAAUGAUAUUUUAAUAGCACAUGGAGGAAAUCCAACAAUCUCAUCCGAUGUGAAAAUACGUGAUUCAGGUUACUUAUUAUUGAUAUCAGGUUUAAAUGGAAAACAAAUAGGCAAUCCUUAUUUUAUGCCAGAUGGAAAAGAAACAUAUAUGUCACCAGUUCUUUAUAAUCAAACAAUAAUUUUAUUUGGAACAGGCGGUGAAACAGUGAAUGGUGCUCUAUAUGCAAUUUAUGUCCAUGAUCUAAUUAAACUGAUGAUUCUUAAUUAUCAACAUCCGGUUGAAAAUUUCAACCGUCAUUUGUUUAAUCGUUUUCCAACGAUAAAUAGUUCUUAUGCUCUAUUUGAAUCGGUGAGUAAAGGUGUAAUGGUACCGCCUGUUCUAUUAGAUAUUGAUAACGAUAAUUUUGAUGAUAUUCUUGUUUCAUCAUUUGAUGGAACUCUAAUGUUAAUUAAUGGUCAUACAAUGAUGCCUCUAUGGACAAAAACAUUUGAUGGAUAUGAGUUUUAUUCGACACCAGCUCCAGGUGACUAUAAUGGAGAUACAUUCAAUGAUUUUAUGUUGAUCAUGAAUUAUGGUGAAUGGGACAGAUAUAAUUAUAGUAUAACAUUAUGUUUAGAUGGGUUAACUGGCAACAUUCUUUGGUCCCAACAAAGUCCCUAUAUACAAUUCGGAUCACCAUUGACAUUACAAACAAUUAAUAAAAAGUUUGAUAGUUUUAUGUAUCGUCAAAUAGGCUGGAAUGAUACAAAUUUUUAUAAUCAUGAUAAAUUACUACAUGGCAUUGGAAUUCAAGACGGAGAAAGAACUGAAAUGAAAAAUAGUUUCAUUGAAAAAUUAUCGUGUGAUUCAUCCAAUUUGGAAUCAUCUGUCGUUAAUAUAAUCAUAACUGAUUCUAAAAAAUCUCGUGUGAUCGGCUCGAUUUAUCCGCCUAUUCAAACGACAGCAAACAAUUUUUAUUGUACAAAAUAUGAGGUGAUGCAGCAUUCAACCGGGGCAUUAGGAAAUUUAAAUAAUGAUGACAUCAUCGACAUCGUACAGAUAAUAACCUUUAUCAAUCAACAAUCUUUAAAAUCAAUUAAUGAUUUUGUUGUUCAUACCGUUUUAACACGUUUUUCAUUAGAAACUGAUCAAAUACAAACUAUUGCUCGAAGAGAAAAUCGAUUAACCGCAUUAGAUGAUCAAAAAACAGUAAAAUUAAUUACUAAGAAAUAUGGCAAUAAUAUCAGUUUUUAUGAUGGCCCAAGUGACAACACUUCGCGUUUUAGAAAGAUUCAGACAUGGAACGAAUAUUUGGGAUACAAAGCGGAUAGUCAUCUUUAUUGA